UGAAUUUAUAUGUUCCACAACAAUUAAAAUCUUAGAAAGUGUAGCAAUGAUGAAAAUCAACGCUUUUAUUUUGUGUUUCUUUUGUGGAUUGUUUCUUUUAUCUCUUGUGGCAAGUGAGACAUCCAAAGAUGGUUAUGCAAAAGACUCAAAGAAAAAUGUUUUGGUAGAUAAGUUUGAUGGUGGCCGAAAACUGAAGCUAGCACGACCUCCUAAGCCUGAAGUUGAUGCAGGAAAGAAAAUAUGGGACGAAAGGUUGAAGGAAAAGCAAACAAGAUUGAUGGAAAGGCAAAGGGAAAAGGAAAAGGAAAAGGAAAGGGAAAGGUCGAAACAUAGACCAUAUGAAGAUUAAGCCUAAGGAUUCAAAGAUCGACUUCGUUAAAAAUUAGAUGCAUAAAUUAUCACACGCUUAUAAAUUAAGUAAUGUUGUAAAAGAAAUAUAAAAUCAAACAUAGACUAUCUUUAUUGUGGGAUUGCGUGAAUCAAUAGUAAUAAGAUCGGUAUUGUAUACCCUUCAAAAAAUAUUGAUGUUUUAUAUGGGUUU
This is a messenger RNA of Cicer arietinum (chickpea), 541 nucleotides long. NCBI's taxonomy places the organism in Eukaryota, Viridiplantae, Streptophyta, Magnoliopsida, Fabales, Fabaceae. The record is from RefSeq and is a predicted model, not a curated record.